Messenger RNA from Cucumis melo (muskmelon), 2964 nucleotides. RefSeq lists its product as uncharacterized. The record is from RefSeq and is a predicted model, not a curated record. Gene Ontology annotation, molecular function: zinc ion binding; nucleic acid binding. The transcript is spliced from 2 exons. The coding region runs from base 1418 to 2692 and encodes 424 amino acids. Lineage: Eukaryota; Viridiplantae; Streptophyta; Magnoliopsida; Cucurbitales; Cucurbitaceae.
GCGCUAAAUAAUUUAAUUUGGACUAAAUUAAAUUAUUUUUCCUAAGGAACGUCUUGGACCGAGUAACUGCUGCAGCGGGAGAUUUUCUUCAGUAGGGGCUCAACCACUGCAACCUUUUCUGGGGUAAGUUAUUUCAACCGAGUUUUAACCGUUAGCCGUUGGUGACUUAUUUACGAACUUUGGCGUUAUUAAAUAUUUAGGAUCCCGUUGCUUGGAAAGCACACGUGUCUUGCGGUUAGGACUCGUCGAGUGAAUCUCCAGGUAAGAGAUUCUACUACUAGUUUCAUGUUUGAAGUAUGAGACUGUGUAUGCCCUAUGUUGCAUAUUGAGGAUUUGACAGUAUGAUGCCUGAAAUAAACGCUAGUAUGAUGCAAAUGACGAUAUAGUUGUGCUAUAGCCUGUUAUGUGUGGCAAGAUCCAUUAUGCUUACGACGAAUGUCGGGACGGAGAAUGUAGAAAUGAUUAUGUGACAUGUUAUAUGCUGAUGCCAUGUGUAUGUAUACUGCAAUUAGGGUACCUGUUAGCUUGAUUCUGUUAGAGUCGUACCUGCAUGGGUGUCCUUCGGGAUCACCACCUAUUGAGGACUGUGUGGUCCGACGGGACGCCAGUCUAGCAUGAUAUAGACAUGACUCGAGUGACUCGACGGGGUCCUCGCAUCCCGACUGUCCUAGGUGUCCCCGGGCACCGAAGACCAGAGUUACGUCCCUACGGGAGCGCAUGAUUGCACGUGUUCGGGAACGUGCCAGAGAUUGGGUACCAGUUAUCAGGACUCUAACAGGAAGUUAACAGGCACCUAGUGGGACUAGUAGUGGGUCCCUUACUGAGUAUUUUUAUACUCAUUCUCUCCAUUUUAUGUUUUCAGGUAGAGGACGAGGCAAGGGCAAGGGCAAACUGGCGAGCGACCCGAAGUGAGACCGAGGAGGGCCAUAGGGACUACCGCUUCCGCUUAUUUCUUAUUUCAGAUUUUAGCAUUUGAGUUUGAGUACUUUUUUUAUUUUUUCUAUCUUUUAUGUAGAUAGGGCCCGAGUAGGAUUUCAGAACGUUUUUACAUUUUUGCACGACUACCUUGUUUAUGCUUUUAUAAAUGAAUUUCUUGAACCGUAUGCUUUUAAUAAAAUUUUAUGACUUAAACCACUUGUUCUAUAUUGAGUAAUGACUUCGAUUCAGUAUAAGGAGUUGGGUCGUUACAGUUGGUAUCAGAGCACAGUGUUUUAGGUUCUGUAGACUGACCUACGAUGUAAGUCAUUUUUGUUUUUGGUUUUACUUCACCCUAUGGCUAUACGGUCCUUCGGCACUCGCCAGGUAUGUCUAAAGCCUUGCUAAUGUUAAGAUUACAAUUUUGCCUGAAUAGUCUAAGACCUAGAUAUAGGGUGUUAAGUUCUUGUGGUGAGAAGUUUGUUGGUGAAUUUUAGGGAGAAUGCCGCCACGUAGAGGUACACGCCGAGGAGGUGGUAGGGGAGGCAGAGGAGCCGGUCGUGGCCAGCCGGAGGCGCCACCUGUUGCACCGGCAGUCGACCCAAACGCACCGGUCACCCAGGCGGAUCUCGCCGCAAUGGAGCAGCGUUAUCAGGACAUGCUGCAAGCUGCUUUGGCGCCUUUCCUUGCCGCCCAGCAGAACCAGGCCGCCCCUGUUCAGGCCGAGGCCGCCCCUGCUCAGGCCCAGGCCGCCCCUGUUCAGGCUCAGGCCGUCGCUCCUCCAGCCCCUGAGGAAGCUCAACCAGUACCAGUUCAACUGUCGGCCGAGGCGAAACACUUACGGGAUUUCAGGAAGUAUAAUCCCAAGACCUUUGACGGAUCCAUGGACAACCCCACAAAGGCCCAAAUGUGGUUGACGUCCAUAGAGACUAUUUUCCGGUACAUGAAGUGCCCAGAAGACCAGAAGGUGCAGUGUGCAGUCUUCUUCUUGGAGGACAGGGGCACCGCCUGGUGGGAGACCGCGGAGAGAAUGCUAGGGGGCGAUGUAAGCAAAAUAACAUGGGAGCAGUUCAAGGAGAACUUCUAUGCUAAGUUUUUCUCCGCCAAUGUGAAGCACGCCAAGCUGCAAGAGUUCCUAAACUUGGAGCAAGGCGACAUGACGGUGGAGCAGUACGACGCCGAGUUCGAUAUGCUGUCCCGCUUUGCUCCCGAUAUGGUAAGAGAUGAGGCUGCCAGGACGGAGAAAUUUGUUAGAGGACUCAGGCUAGACCUUCAGGGCAUUGUCAGAGCCCUCCGCCCAGCCACGCAUGCUGAUGCACUACGUAUAGCACUGGAUUUGAGCCUGCCUGAGAGAGCCGAUGCGUCUAAGGCUGCCGGCAGAGGGUCAGCCUUGGGACAGAAGAGAAAGGUUGAGACGCAGCCUGACGUAGCACCGCAGCGAACACUGAGGUCAGGAGGUGUCUUCCAGAGACACCGACGGGAGCUUGCAGCAGCCGGGAGGACUCUGAGAGAGCUACCCGCUUGUACUACCUGCGGGAGAGUCCACGGAGGUCGUUGCUUGGCUGGAAGUGGAGUCUGCUUUAGGUGCAGACAGCCGGGGCACACUGCUGAUAUGUGUCCUCGGAAACCCUUUGAGACGACACCGCCCCAGCCUUCUGCGGCCCAGCAGGGGAGAGUUUUCGCCACUACCCGGCAGGAGGCCGAGCGAGCUGGCACUGUGGUGACAGGUAGAGGACGAGGCAAGGGCAAGGGCAAACUGGCGAGCGACCCGAAGUGAGACCGAGGAGGGCCAUAGGGACUACCGCUUCCGCUUAUUUCUUAUUUCAGAUUUUAGCAUUUGAGUUUGAGUACUUUUUUUAUUUUUUCUAUCUUUUAUGUAGAUAGGGCCCGAGUAGGAUUUCAGAACGUUUUUACAUUUUUGCACGACUACCUUGUUUAUGCUUUUAUAAAUGAAUUUCUUGAACCGUAUGCUUUUAAUAAAAUUUUAUGACUUAAACCACUUGUUCUAUAUUGAGUAAUGACUUCGAUUCAGUAUAAGGAGUUGGGUCG